UGCUCCGUCCAUCGUUGAUCUGAUACAGGAGCAGCCAUGAGCGUGAAAGAGAAGCAGCAGCGCAUCUGCAGCCUGUUCGAACAUCUCACCUCUGUGAGCAGAGGCGCUGUCCCCGUCGAACAGCGUGAUCCUCGUCUCCAUGGCGUGGGGAAGCUGGCACAGGGAGAACUCUUCUCUUGUUUCCACGAGAAAGUCCUCGCGGAAGCCACCAAGCUCUAUGAGACCCUUUACGCUGCCAAGGACUUCGAUGACUUCAUGAAUCUGGCCAAACAAGCUCGUUCUUUUGUCAACGAGGGUCUAUUCGUUUAUGCUGCUUCUGUAGCCAUCUUGCACAGGGCUGACUGCCGUGGAGUGACGGUGCCUCCUAUCCAGGAGAUCUUCCCCGACAGAUUCGUCCCCAGUGAGACCAUUAUCCUCGCUCUCAAAGAAGUCCAGAAUCACCCCGACAAGGACAUAGUGGUAGAAAUUGAAUCAACCGGCAACAUCCUCGACCCAGAAUACAGAAUGAGCUACUUCCGAGAAGAUGUGGAAACCAAUGCUCACCAUUGGCACUGGCACAUCGUAUAUCCCGCCACCUGGAGGCCAGAGGUCAUGGGCAAACAUAAGGACCGAAAAGGAGAACUCUUCUAUUACAUGCACCAGCAGAUGUGCGCCAGGUACGAUUGCGAACGUUUGUCUAAUGGUAUGCGUCGAAUGAUUCCCUUCCAUAACUUCGAAGAAGAGCUGGAAGGCUACUCUGCUCACUUGACCUCCCUGGUCAGUGGUCUGCAAUAUGCAUCCAGACCAGAGGGCUUCCAUCUUCACGACUUGAAGGAUGUCGAUGUCCAAGACAUGAUCCGCUGGAGAGAGCGAAUCAUCGAGGCUAUCCACAUCGGCUAUGUCGAGGACGAGAAUCACCAACAGAUCCCCUUGACAGAAGAAAACGGUGUCGACAUCCUCGGAGCCAUCGUCGAAUCCAGCUAUGAAUCGAAAAACAAACUCUUCUACGGAAGCUUGCACAACUGGGGACAUGUCAUGAUGGCUAAAAUCACCGAUCCUGAUGGCCGAUUCAAUGAAAACCCUGGAGUCAUGAGUGAUACUUCCACAUCUCUUCGCGACCCGAUUUUCUACAGGUACCACAGAUUCAUUGACAACAUUUUCCAGGAAUACAAAUCAACCCUGAAACCAUACACUAAGGAGCAACUCGAGUUCCCCGGUGUCCACGUUGUCAAUGUGACUGUGAACGCUAAGUUGCCAAACCUUGUCACAACUUUCAUGAAAACUGAAGAACUGGAGCUCACUCACGGCAUCGAUUUCGGAACUGCCCAUUCAGUCAAGGUACGUUAUCAUCACCUGGAUCACGAACCUUUCACCUUUAACAUCAGCGUAGAUAAUCAAACUGGAGGUCCCGCGCAAGCAACCGUUCGAAUCUUCCUCGGACCCAAGUACGAUGAGCUUGGCAACCGACUAGACCCGGAGCACCAGAGAGGACUCUGCAUCGAGAUCGACAAAUUCCAACAAGAAUUGGCUCCAGGAAAGAACUCUAUCGCCCGAGACCACAAACUGUCCAGCGUAACAGUGUCCGAAAAGCACACCUUCAAGCAAUUGAAAGCAGGAGAGGGAGUGAGCGAGAACACAACCGAGUUCUGUAGUUGUGGCUGGCCCGAACACAUGCUCAUCCCACGAGGCUCUCACAAGGGCUCAGAAUUCGAUCUCUUCGUCAUGCUCACAGACUACUCUCAGGACGCAGUUGAAGGAGAACCAGUUGGUGUCUGCACAGACGCGAUCAGCUACUGUGGAGCCAAAGACCAUAAAUAUCCAGACAAACGACCCAUGGGCUUCCCCUUUGACCGUGUGAUUACAGCAUCCACCAUUGCUGAGUUCCUCGUCCCCAACAUGAGUUGCACCGAUGUUAAAAUCAAGCACCAAGGGCAUCCGAUCCGAAAGAAAUAUUUCCGGCCACCGUGUAAGGCCGUGAAUAGCAAUAACGCGAAGGCCGAGACCAAACAGUUCUACGAACACGAUUUCUGCGCGGCGUAUUUAAGAAGGGCUGCUCGAAUCCGGGGCAGUAGCCCGAGUCGUUUGCCCCCAGUCGCCAUGCCUGCUCAGGACCGCCAGCAUCGUAUUCUGCCCCUUUUCGAGCACCUGACCUCUUUGACCAGGUCAGUCUUGCCCCCUGAUGAGCGAGAUCCUCGUCUAAAGCGCUUGGGGCGCCUACCUCGUGGCACCCUCUUCUCGUGCUUUCAUACCGAGCAUCUCAUCGAGGCAGAAGAGCUUUAUGAAAUCUUGCAUGGAGCCAAGGACUUCGACGAUUUGAUUCGUUUGGCCGAACAAGCACGAGACAUCGUGAAUGAAGGUUUGUUCGUAUAUGCGGUGUCCGUAGCUAUCUUGCACCGUGACGACUGUCGAGGCGUCACCGUUCCUCCGAUCCAGGAAAUUUUCCCGGAUAGGUUCAUUCCGGCAGAGACUAUCAAUCAAGCUGUUAAGUUAGAUCUUCACAGGACAGAAGAUGGUCCUUUGACUGUGGAUAUCAUUGAAACAGGAAACAUCUUAGAUUCUGAGCACAAGCUCGCAUAUUUCAGAGAAGAUAUCGGUGCUAAUGCUCACCAUUGGCACUGGCACAUCGUUUACCCAGCAACAUGGCGCCCACAAAUCAUGGGUAAAGUUAAGGACAGGAAAGGAGAACUCUUCUACUACAUGCACCAACAGAUGUGCGCAAGAUACGAUUGCGAUCGUCUCUCGAUCGGUCUGCAACGAAUGAUUCCCUUCCAAAACUUUGACGAAAAACUCGAAGGCUACUCCCCCCAUUUGACUUCGUUGGUAAGCGGCCAUCACUACGCAAAUCGGCCAUCUGGUAUGAGCUUGCACGAUUUGAACGAGCUGGUGGAUGUUCUGGACAUGACACGAUGGAGAGAAAGGCUUCUGCAAGCUAUCCAUUUGGGUGUGUUGGUCGACGAUCAUGGCAACGAGGUCAUUCUCACUCCUGAACACGGCAUCGACAUGUUGGGCGCAAUGCUCGAAUCAAGUUACGAAUCUAAGAACCGAGAAUACUAUGGAAACCUUCACAACUCUGGACACGUCAUGAUGGCUCGCAUCCAUGAUCCUGAUGGUAGAUACAAGGAAAGCCCCGGUGUUAUGAGUGAUACAUCUACCUCUCUUCGUGAUCCAAUUUUCUACAGGUAUCACAGAUUCAUUGACAACAUUUUCCAAGAAUACAAAGCAACUCUUCCUGUUUAUGACAAAAAAGAUCUGGACUUCCCCGGUGUAACUGUUGUAAAUGUCACGGUAAAUGCCAAAGUGCCAAACAUUGUGAACACUUUUAUGAAAGAAGAUCACCUAGAACUUUCGUAUGGAAUCUCUUUGAAAGGACCAGUAAAGGUAAAAUACCAACACUUAGACCACGAGCCCUUCACUUAUUCGAUCAGCGUUGAGAAUACGACUGGAGCCACCAAGCAUGCCACAGUUCGAAUCUUCUUGGGGCCAAUUCAUGACGAAUUGGGCAACAAACUUUCCCUCAAUGAGCAACGACGAUUCUUCAUUGAAUUGGACAAGUUUCAUCAUGAACUUGCUGCUGGAAAGAAUACAGUGACACGUAAAUCUACAGAGUCAUCUGUUACUGUAGCUUCCACUCCAUCAUUUAGCAAACUUCAAUCAGGAGAAGGAGUCAGUGAAAAUAGCACUGAAUUCUGCAGCUGUGGAUGGCCAGAACAUCUUUUGGUACCUCGUGGAAACCACAAAGGCAUGGACUUUUAUCUCUUUGUUAUGCUGACCGACUAUGAACAAGAUCAUGUGAAUGGACUGAAUGACAAAUCCAUUUGUGCUGAUGCUGUGAGCUACUGUGGUGCUAAAGAUCAGAAAUACCCAGACAAGAAGGCAAUGGGAUUCCCCUUCGAUAGAGUGAUCAAGGCCCGCACAGUGUCUGAAUUUAGUUCACACAACAUGUCUUUCACAGAAGUAAAGAUCCAGUUUAAGGAAGCUUAAGGAUGAUGAACAUUUCCCUACUUUGUAAAAUUUGAAUUGCAGACAACAUACAUUCAAUAAAUGUUUCUCUAAAAAUAAAAA
Uloborus diversus is the source of this 4041-nucleotide messenger RNA. RefSeq lists its product as uncharacterized. Gene Ontology annotation, molecular function: oxidoreductase activity. The record is from RefSeq and is a predicted model, not a curated record. The transcript is spliced from 18 exons. The coding region runs from base 37 to 3960 and encodes 1307 amino acids. Lineage: Eukaryota; Metazoa; Arthropoda; Arachnida; Araneae; Uloboridae.